This is a messenger RNA of Dendroctonus ponderosae (mountain pine beetle), 531 nucleotides long. RefSeq lists its product as uncharacterized. NCBI's taxonomy places the organism in Eukaryota, Metazoa, Arthropoda, Insecta, Coleoptera, Curculionidae. The record is from RefSeq and is a predicted model, not a curated record. The coding region runs from base 1 to 531 and encodes 176 amino acids. The transcript has 3 exons.
AUGGUACCAAUCAGGGAGGCAAUGGAACUUGUUGCGAGAGAAUUUCCACCAGACAUCGCCAAACUCUUCAAACACUGUCUAACCACAACCUACUUUCAGUGGAACAGCGAAUUCUUUGAGCAGACGGAUAGAGUAGCAAUGGGCAGCCCUCUUAGUACAGUGAUAGCCAACUAUUUUAUGGAAAAAUUUGAAAAGAACGCUCUGGACACAGCCGUGAGGAAACCUAAGUGCUGGUUCCGCUAUGUGGAUGACACUUUUGUUGUUUGGGGCCAUGGUCUGACUGAACUGGAAGACUUCCUGAGGCACCUCAACUCAAUAAACCCUAAAAUUCAAUUCACUAUGGAAGUGGAGAAGGAUGGGCGACUGCCUUUUUUGGAUGUCUUGGUGACCAGAAAAGCCAACGGAAAGCUGGCCCACACAGUGUACAGGAAACCGACACAUACCGACCGCCCGCUGACCAUGCUCUACGUUGAAAGCUGUUUUGGGUAUACUAUUAGGAUCCAUCUCGAUCUGGUGGAACCCGCUGGCUAG